Molecule: messenger RNA, 3020 nt
Organism: Anopheles coustani
Lineage: Eukaryota; Metazoa; Arthropoda; Insecta; Diptera; Culicidae
Gene: pkaap
Product: A-kinase anchor protein 10, mitochondrial
Exons: 3
Coding region: 282-2348 (688 amino acids)
Biological process (GO): intracellular protein localization
Cellular component (GO): plasma membrane
Source: RefSeq, a predicted model, not a curated record
UUACAAGCAGUGAACUGCAAUCAAAAGAGAAAGUCCUAAAGUGCAUAUUCGACAAAACGAAGAUCACACUUAAUAAGUUGGUGGAAAUGAUUUUAUCACGCCAAGCACAAUACAUAAAUAAAAAAUGAGUGACGUAGUUUUUGCGCUCUAUCAACUACAAACGAUGUUUGCGCAAUUUGUUUUGCGUGCUUGAUCUACAUAUAAGAAAACUCCCUUAAAAAGGGCACGAGCGAAUCUCCAAUGCACGUAUCACUUGUGCAGCAGCAUCACCAUCAGGCGAAAUGUUGCAAUUUUUAAAGAAGACAGGUCGGAGGCAAUCUGGCGUAGGUAACGGUGACACAGGCAGCACCACAAUAACCCUCGUAGGACAGGAUUUAAUGGCAAAAUCCGAGCAAAAAAAAUCGGAUGAUGUCAUCGAUGAUGUUCGAUCACCAGAAAACGACGCGGAAGCGCUUUGUUUAGCAGAAAGGAAAUGCUUCGAAAAAAGAGACGGUCCUGUACGCGUGUCAAAGCUAUCUCGACGAAUGGCAGAUAUUCUAGCUGAACAGAGCUGCAUGUUCUACUUUGUUCAGUAUAUGGAGUCAAAAAAGGGUCUUGCCUUAGUUAAAUUCUGGUUGGAUAUCGAAAGUUUCAAAGCAGCGGCAUUUGAAACUGACUGUUCAAAAAAAGCAGGUACUGUUGGAUAUCAUAUUCCAACACGAUUGCAACGAAGCGUCUCGUCCGACGGUUACGAUACUAUAUCAUACCUCAGUGCAGACUGCGACUCACUAUCGACAAACUCGUUCUCAGAAAACAUAUUUGACGAUACAUACUCGACCGAUGACGUGCGAGAGAUGGACUCCCGGACGCCACAAACAUACCCUUCUAUGCCUACAAUGGCCCUGCAGGUUGUGCAGGAGGUCGAUAAUAGAGAAGAAACCUGCACCGUUAGAUAUAACCGACAACAGCUGAUGGUUCAAGAGAAGUUGGUGAAAAAGUUAGAAGUCUGUGAUAUGGCAAUAAUGCGGCAAUCUUUAACCGAUGAUGAAAAGAAACAAAUGUGUGAAGCCGGAAAGGAAAUAGCCGGGGAAUCGUCGUCAUCAAUGGCGCCAAGCGCUAGCGAUGUUUUUAACUCAUUAAUCAACUCUGAUGCAGUACGGAUCUACAAAAAGUAUUUGAUUACCAACUCGAUACACCAUGUAGAAGUGCCAGCCACCAUAUUGUCCACCAUCUCUCUGACUUUGUGCAAUGGUGCCUGCAGUGGAAUAAUUUUCAACGAGUUACAACAGUAUCUAUUGCAGCAACUAGAACAAAAUUAUUUGAAUCUGUUCUUGGAGAGCUCGUACUAUUGCAAAUAUACGCUAGAGGUGUUGACUAGCGAAAACCUUACUCUCAUUGAUAUUUUGGGCAGUGAAAUGGCACUGUUCUACUUUAUGGAAUAUCUUGAACAGCACAAAAAGCGACACUAUUUAGAGUGCUACGUGGCAGCGGUGAAUUUCAAACGGUCCUUUGAAAAUAAAGCCCAAGCUCAAAAGGAUGCGGUGGUCCUUUAUGAAAAAUAUUUUUCUCUUCAAGCCACAAGCUCGCUGGGAUUAAGCGAUAAUGUCAGACUCAUACUCGAAGAACACAUCUGCUCAGCAGAUCCUACUAAUAUAGCCGUCUGUUUCGAGUUGCCGAUGCAAAUCAUAGAGCGUUUCCUUGAGCAACGCUACUUUUCUGGUUUUAUCAAAUCCACACUAUAUAGUCGGUUUAUCAAUGAAAUGCUAGGAAAAGUUAAAACAAAUUCAAAUGUCUGCCAUAGCGGAUCCCUGGAAAGUAAUAGAAACUUCGAAUCAAAAGAACUAAUUGAACGUAAAGGUCACCGAAAAACUUUGUCGGAUGUUUCAAGCGAUAGUAGCAUUGGUGGAAAGCGAGGAAAUGCGAGGACAUCCAUUUCAUCUAAAAACACAUUAUUGGCAAUGUCCGAUACAAGCUUACAACGUAAUCGGAAACAUCUGGUAACUACUACAUUGGUAGGUUCCAUGAAUAUGCCUGAAUAUGGGACAGGUAUGUCGGGAUCUACCAGUACCAUUGAUAUAAUGCAGAUCGACUCUCGAGAACUAAAUAAUCCUGAUCUAUUAUGGCGACGAAAUUCUGCUGCGAUCGGCUUAUCUUUCGGACGAGUUGAUGCUCUAGGAAGGUACGAACGAGACUUCGAUAUUGCAGGACCGCCUUUGAGUGAUGAUCGGUGGAAUCGUAAUAAAAUUAAAAAGGCAGUUCGCAAGCUGGUAAACCUCCCAGAAGAUAAAGCACAGGAAGAAUUAGCUUGGCAAGUAGCUGAGAUGAUUGUCAAAGACAUUACUAGUGUUACCAUGAACAAAACUACGUGAUUAGGAAUUAUCUCUCUUCUAUUUACCGUUAACAGAUGAAGUAGUGCAUAUUAAUCAAGCGUAUUUAAUUAUACUUAAUGGCGCAAUGGCACGUAAUCGCAUUGCGUAUUUCAUUGUCCUCCAGUCCUCGAUUGAUGGGAAAUAGGAAAUACUGAUUUUUUACUCCUGAGGGUUUCUCGGAACUUAUAAUACAUUAGUUUGAAAAGCAAUGCAGAUUGGUGCUUUUUAAAUAUUCAAAAAGAGCGGAUGUUUAUUUUGUAAAAAAACGGUACAUACAAUUAUUGCGAAACGAUAACGAGCAUAAGAACACUUGGUACAUGGGAACACAUGACAAUGGAUAAAAGUAUGCUCCAUGGUUGUCUCAAUGUCUUAAAACCCAUUGUAAUGUAUCGUUUCGCUAUUACUAAGUAAAAACAGUUUAUUUGUAGGUUUAUACUUAAUAAAUCGAAAUAAACACAAAUAUAUAUUAAAUUGUGAUCUACAUAUUUGGAAAAUUAGUUCCGUAGUAUUUCCCUACUAGCGUUAGAACAGAACCUUACGAAAAGAAUAAAAGUACCAAUCAUUUUAUAAGUCAAUAAGAAUUGUCGAAGUUGGUAUUAAAGAUAAAAUGACAAACUAUUACGUUCAAAGCAGAUUCAUUAUUGUCCAAGUUGUAUUCUUAUUUCAGCAAAA